Carlito syrichta (Philippine tarsier) is the source of this 2617-nucleotide messenger RNA. RefSeq names its product ubiquitin conjugating enzyme E2 H (gene UBE2H). The record is from RefSeq and is a predicted model, not a curated record. The transcript has 7 exons. The coding region runs from base 113 to 565 and encodes 150 amino acids. Gene Ontology annotation, molecular function: ubiquitin conjugating enzyme activity; SUMO conjugating enzyme activity. Gene Ontology annotation, cellular component: nucleus. Lineage: Eukaryota; Metazoa; Chordata; Mammalia; Primates; Tarsiidae. Gene Ontology annotation, biological process: protein sumoylation; protein polyubiquitination; ubiquitin-dependent protein catabolic process.
GUUGCAGGGUUUUGUUUAUAUAACUCAAGUUGUUUGGCUAAAUUCUUCAGCAUUGAAAGCAAGCAUGAAGUUACCAUCCUGGGAGGACUUAAUGAAUUUGUAGUCAAGUUUUAUGGACCACAAGGAAGUAAGUACAUGUGUUGCACCAUAUGAAGGCGGAGUAUGGAAAGUGAGAGUGGAUCUUCCUGAUAAAUACCCUUUCAAGUCUCCAUCUAUAGGAUUCAUGAAUAAAAUUUUCCAUCCCAACAUUGAUGAAGCGUCAGGAACUGUGUGUCUAGAUGUAAUUAAUCAAACUUGGACAGCUCUCUAUGAUCUCACCAACAUCUUCGAGUCCUUCCUGCCCCAGCUGCUGGCCUACCCUAACCCCAUCGACCCUCUCAACGGCGACGCUGCGGCCAUGUACCUCCACCGACCGGAAGAGUACAAACAGAAAAUUAAAGAGUACAUCCAGAAGUACGCCACGGAGGAGGCACUGAAGGAGCAGGAGGAGGGCACCGGGGACAGCUCGUCGGAGAGCUCCAUGUCCGACUUCUCGGAAGAUGAGGCCCAGGACAUGGAGUUGUAGUGGACACAGCUCCUGCUUUCAGAAAGACUCUUACUUCCUAACCAUGAGAAGCAGACUAUAAUAUUCAUAUUUAAACAAAGCAAUUUUUUUUAUUACUAAACAAGGUUUUUAUGGAUAAUAGCAUUGAGAUAUAUAUAUGAUAUAUCACCCUUAGAUCUCGAUUCUCGGUCAUUUCCCAGCCUGAGGUGCACAGCACCGUCCACAUUCCGUUGGUAGCAACAGGCGGGCCGAAUGCGCGCGUCCAGGGGUCCGUAGCCCGGUCAGCUCCCGAGCCGCCAAGAAACGGCCGCUCCGGCAGGGAGACGUAAGAACAAGAGGAAAAGGCUGCUGCUUGUAUUGAUGGUCCCAAAGAAACGAACCAGGCCGGCCAGCUCCUGGAUGUGAAGGCAGAAUAGUGCUUUUUCAAAAUGGAGGGAGAAAAUCGGGGAGCAGAGGCCUGGCAGGGCGUGUUAGAGGCAGCCACACCAGAACCGGCGCUCCUUCCUGUGUGGCCUAGGUGGCCCCGUUUCUGUGGAGUGACAGUGUAAGACAGGGAGCUGACUGGAGCGUGGCCACCUAAAGCGAUUCUUAGACGGGAUUCUGGGUUCGUUUUCAUAUGCCUCUUCCUGCCCGUCACACUCCCCAGCCUCAGCUCAGAGUUCUGUGGAGAGCCCUGGGGAAGUGUUUUCUAGCCUGAUUGUUGUUCUUGGGGUGCAGCUUGUAAUCCAGACCUGUUUUUGUGAGGCCAGGGUGGGGAGAAGUGACCGGGAGAUGCUUCCUCUCAUCCCAGACGCGCAAAGCCCCAUCCCUAUGCCAGUGCUGGCCAGGUUGAGACCGCCACCCUGGACUAAGAGCUUUAACAUGAGGGCUGUGUUGUGGGGGGAUUUUUGGGGGGUGUGUGUGUGAAUUGUGCUUAGACAGGUUGCAGAUUUUGUCGCCUGCCAAGAGGCAACCUCCUCCUGGCGGGCAGCUCACGCCUUAGAGCCUGAGAGGAGGCUGCCUGCAGGACUGGCGUUUUGUACGGCUUUGUUUUCUGGUUUUCGGCUGCUCUUGGCAGCAGCCUGGUCAUCAUCUGCUUGCGGGAGUGGGAAAAGGGUAUUUUAGACCCAGUGUGUUCUAAAUUUGAAAUGAAUAAUAAGUGGAACAAAUAAAGGUUCUUGUACCCAAAGUGACUCUGUGGGAAAAACAAACACAGCUUUUUUCAGAGUGACUGAACAGGACGGAGGGAUUCAGAAAUACCAUGUAGGGGGACAGGUCCUGAAGGAAGGCAUUGCCUCUCCUGAGGACGCUGAGAGGAAUCGGACAGGUGACAGUGCCUUCCAAGCACACGUCCGCUCAGCUGACCAGAUGUCAGGGUGUCGCCUGCUGUGUGGGGAGGGUCUGGGGAAGUUUUAGAUACGGCUCUGUGUGGGUGGUUUUUCUUUUUCUUUUUCUUUUUCUUUUUUUUUUUUGUCAUAACCAAUAGGAUGAUAGCAUAAUUAGCCAAUCCUAAAACCUCCUAAAGACAAUUUUUGAACAUCCCCCGGGAUAAUUUUUCUUUCUGAUGUGUGUUUUUAGUUUAGAAGUGCUAUAGUCCACAAGGUUUAAGUAAGUGAGGUUGGAUCAUACCCUAUCUUUUUUUAUUCAAAAAGCACAAUCAAUCUUUCCUUUGAAAAUCUAUAUAAAGUACAACUUGCUUUUAGCAUGAUUAUUUUUCCUAAAUAAAAUGACAAAGAUUUACUUAUUUUAUGUUAAUUACGGGCAUGAAGCAAAAGGUUUUCUUUUAAAAAAUAAAAAAGUGCAGUUACGUAGGGCUGUGGUUAGUUAAGCGUUCUGAGUUCUCUCUCUAGCAUCCGUGGCUCGUCGGGAGGGUAGGAUUAACUUAACAUGUACUGGUGUCCUUUCACUCUUACCUAGCACGCGGCUUCUCAUUGCUUGGGGGCGGGGUCGCUGGCACUGUCUAACCCGCUUCCUGCUGACUUGCAGUUCGCUUGUGCUGUAACGUUUAUUGUAGGUGCUAUGUAGGGUAGGCUUCAAGUGCUGGGUGGUGAUUUGAGUUCAAACAAUAAAAAAUUGUAUUUUUUCAAUAUUGUA